AUGGCGAACGCAGCUGCCGAUCCCGGCGUUGGCCGAAUGGAUGGGCUAGUGGACAUGAUCGAACAGUUCGGCAUGCCGGCCCUUCCGUCCGGCAUCUCGCCGGCACCGGGAAUGUGCAACGGGAGCCGCACCGCGUACCAACCGCACCCGGAACCGGCGUACAACCUCAACCAGGACACGGUGCUGAGCGUCCCGACGGCCACCAGCUUCCCGGGCGGGUUUCCGGGGGACUUUUCGCUGCUCGUGGCACUGCGCACCAGCGGCGCCCUGGAGAGGGCGCCACUGUUCGUGAUGUACUCGUCCGACUCGGAGGAAACGCUCAUGCUGAUGGUAGGGCGCGAUGUGGCCCUUUACUACUACGACGGUAACCCGGAGGACGACGAGCAGGACCAAUAUCAGAACAUGGUCAGCUUCGGGGUGAGCGUGGCCGAUGAGCGGUGGCAUCGACUCGGUGUCAGUGUCAAGGGCAAUUCGGUCACGCUGAUCGUCGACUGCGAGACGCAGAUCACGCGCCCACUGAACCGACGGCCAGGCGUCCAGCUGGCGACCGACGGCCUGAUCCUUACCGGACUGCAGCUGAACGAGGAGAACGGGUUCUUUACGGGUGACCUCCAAAUGCUGCUGAUCGCCAACACUCCAGACGAAGCGUACCACGUCUGCACGAAGUACGCUCCCGACUGCGCGGGCGGAGGAGAAUCCGCCGGAUCCGCGGUCAGCGUCGUGCGCUCGCAGAACACGUCAUCAUCGUCACAGACGGGUUCACGGGUUGUCUCUACCAGUAUCCGCGAUCAGGUGUCCCGCGAGGCGAUCUCCGUCGGUGGAUCCCUUGGGAAGCAGGUACCCUCGACUACGGCAACGCCUGUUGGGGCCGGCAGUGGCCGUGACUUCGUCGACCUGGACGGUGAUGUGGAAGGUUUGGGGCCGAUCGGCGAGGACGAUGACUACUACACCAACCUGGAGUUUGGGGGCGAGAUCAAUCGGGCCGGAGUUGUGGUGCCUCCGGCGGCAGGCACCACAGAGCGGGGUGUGAAUCGCUCGACCGGAGGGGUCCUACCCGGCGCUUCCUACGAUCAGCGACACCCCAUUUUGCCACUUCCCGAUCCAGAGUACGAUGCUGCCGCUGGUGCGAGGAAUGUCCCGCGAGCUCCUCCUUCGAACGGAACCCAAGCCGGACACGGACCAGAGCAGGAAGAGAAUGAGGAUCGUUCCGUGAGCUUUCCGACGCAGUCGAGGGUGACCAUCGUCGGGGGCAUAAAGACGGUCCGCGGACCAAGAGGACCCCCCGGAGAGCCCGGUCCGAAGGGUGACCCGGGACGCGAUGGCCUAUCGGGGCAGUCGGGACCAUCUGGACCGCCGGGGCACGUCUUCAUGAUGCCCCUCGUUUCAGCCGGCAACGAGAAGGGUCCGGACUCGCAGGCGGAAGCUCUACGGCAGAUGCUGUCCCAACAUAUGACGGCGAUGCGCGGUGCCGACGGGCCGCAAGGACUGACCGGAGUGCCCGGAGCCGUGGGACCGCCUGGACCGGAGGGCAUGAAAGGGGAACCGGGCGACGUUGGGGAACAUGGACCGAUCGGGCCGCGUGGUGUGGUUGGUGCCAAGGGCCGUGAAGGACGCCGAGGACGCUCGGGACGGGACGGUGAGCGAGGGGCAACCGGGCUGCAGGGUGCCAAAGGAGAGCAGGGCCCCAUCGGAUUGCCCGGUUUCCUCGGCGAAAAGGGAGAACGAGGCCGACAGGGACAGGCCGGUGAGAAGGGCAGCCAGGGUCACGAUGGGGCACAGGGAGAAGACGGACCGCCCGGCCUGCCUGGAGUAACGGGGGAGCUGGGUCCACGUGGAUUUUCCGGACCGCGAGGAUUCCCAGGACCGUCCGGUAACCCAGGACUCCCCGGCACGGAAGGGGUAUCGGGCUCGAAGGGAAAUCCAGGACCCCAAGGCCAACCAGGAGCGCCGGGACAAACGGGAUCCACGGGACCGGUAGGACCGCCUGGUCCGCAAGGCAAUCUGGGCCCCCCCGGCAUUCCGGGCCCCCACGGUAAACCGGGCCUUCCGGGGCUCCCAGGGGCAGAUGGGCCCCCGGGGCGGGACGGUAACCCGGGAACGGGUGGCCCGAAAGGCGACGUCGGACCGCAGGGAGUGCAGGGCCCAAUCGGAUUUCCCGGUACCCGUGGGCCCAAGGGUGACGACGGGGAGCGUGGAACUGCGGGCGACAAGGGCGAGAAGGGCGAACAAGGACACGACGGGGACAAGGGCGAUAUGGGGCAGGUGGGUGAACGGGGACUGACCGGACCGCACGGCGUAUCGGGAUCGGAGGGUCCCGAGGGCCCGAAAGGCUUCGAGGGACCACGCGGCGAGACGGGCAUGAUGGGGCUGACUGGCGACAAGGGCAAACAGGGUGUGCAGGGUUUCCCCGGAUACCCAGGACCACCGGGCGACAAGGGCGAUAAAGGAUCCUUCGGAAUGGCCGGGCUGCAGGGAGAAAAAGGCGAACGGGGCAACACCGGACUCCAGGGAGAACGUGGAGAAGUCGGUCCGAGAGGCUUCAGGGGACCACGCGGCAGACGCGGAGCGGAUGGUUCCACGGGUCCGAAGGGAGACACCGGUCAGCCAGGAUCGCCCGGUGCGCAGGGAGAGAUCGGUAUGCAGGGUCCGGAGGGGCCACGCGGUUUCAUCGGACUGCCCGGGCCGACGGGCAACAACGGCAAGGAUGGGCCACCGGGAACUUCGGGCGAACGAGGACCACCGGGUGACAAUGGAAAUCCGGGACCAAUCGGGGCCCCCGGUGUCGUUGGACCGCAGGGGCCAACGGGAGAACCGGGCCCCGUCGGUGAACCGGGCAUACCAGGCCUGCCAGGACUCCCAGGGGAGCCGGGCGUUGCGGGAGACACGGGCAAAGAAGGACAGUCCGGUCCACCGGGACCCCCGGGGAAGAAUGGCCCACAGGGUGGCCAAGGAUUGCCCGGAUUCCCCGGUGAACGAGGUAUGCUGGGGAUGCCAGGACUGCCGGGGCUGAAGGGCGAGCUUGGGCUGCCCGGAAUGGUUGGUCCGAUUGGUGACAAAGGGCAACCGGGUGGCCCGGGUAAGGAAGGACCACCGGGGCCGGAAGGACGUCCAGGACCGCCGGGACCACCCGGCCCGUCAGGUGGCAAAGGAGAGCGCGGAGAGCAGGGUUUGGUAGGGCCGGUCGGACGCGAUGGAUUGCCCGGCCAGCGAGGCCUAGCCGGUGUCCCAGGACCAGUUGGACCACCGGGGGAGGACGGCGACAAGGGUGACAUGGGUCCACCAGGAGAGAAGGGCUUCAAGGGAGCCCAAGGAGAAGCGGGCCCCGUUGGAUCACCCGGAACACAAGGCAGCCGUGGGGAGCCGGGAGCGUUGGGACCGCAGGGUGAAAAAGGACCCCCGGGCGAGAUGGGCCGCAGUGGACCGAAGGGAGAGGACGGUCCGACGGGACUGCCAGGAUCGCCGGGUCCAGCCGGACCGCAAGGAAUGCCGGGUCCUUCGGGAAUGAAGGGUGGCCGCGGAGAUGAUGGGCCGCUGGGCGCAGUUGGGCCGGCCGGACCACCCGGAGAAGCGGGUCGACGAGGACCGCGUGGUGCCGAAGGGGGCCCAGGAGCACCAGGAUCACCGGGACCGCAAGGAAUCGCCGGUGAAUCGGGACCACAGGGACCGCCUGGUCCGCUCGGACCCGAAGGUAAGGAAGGCGAAAAGGGUGCGAUGGGCCCGAAGGGCGAGGAAGGCAAAUCGGGGCCGCCGGGGCCACCAGGAAAGCGAGGCCAACCGGGACCGGAAGGAUCGAAGGGUGUCGCUGGACCGGCCGGGUUCCCCGGAAGCCCUGGCGAGCCCGGCCUCAUCGGAGCGAAAGGUGAGCUGGGCAAGGACGGUGAGGAUGGGAAGCAGGGAGAACCGGGGAUGGCCGGUGAAGCUGGACCACCAGGACCUCCGGGCGAAAUCGGUCCCCCCGGGAAGGUAGGUCCGGAAGGACCGGCCGGCCUGCAGGGCACCACCGGGGUGUCCGGUGAGAAGGGCGACCGUGGAUUGCCAGGACCGCAGGGAAACCAAGGACUCACCGGACCCCAGGGAAUGCCAGGAUCGCAAGGAGCUUCAGGCUUGCGAGGAUCGCCGGGUCCGUCGGGUGAAAUCGGCCCAGUGGGCAAACCGGGAGAAUCCGGCGCUCCGGGUAAAACUGGCGACGUGGGAGAGAAAGGUCCGAAAGGGGACCGCGGACGUCGUGGUCUGAAGGGACACCGCGGUGAACUGGGUCUCGUCGGUCUGAAGGGCGAUGCCGGUGAGAAGGGUGACAAGGGCAUACGUGGUACGGUGGGGCCGGAGGGGCCGAAAGGUGACCACGGACCGCUGGGCUUGCUCGGUCCGAAAGGAAACGACGGUCCACAAGGGCCGCCGGGUCAUGAUGGGCCAACCGGACCGAAAGGAACCGAAGGAAUGGCUGGUUUGCGAGGAGAACCGGGCCCACCAGGAGCGCCAGGACCGCCGGGACCUCCGGCCGACGCACCACUCAUUCCGCCCGAGCUGCUGUUCCGGAUGAACGAGUUUACGCUCACGAAGGGAGAGGACCGCAGCAAACGUGACGUCGCCGAUGAGGCGGCCGGCCCCGAGCCGGAGGACGACCUCGACGACUUCGACGAAGAAGUCUUGAAGGUUGAACCGCGCAAGAAGAAGAAGAAGAAAUCGAAGGCGAAACCGGCCGACCUGGGACCAAAGUUCCUCGACAUGUACAGCUCGAUCUACUCGAUGCGCCAGGAGCUGGACCGUAUUCGGAAGCCGGUCGGAACGCGCGAGAACCCGGCACGCACGUGUCGCGAUCUGCACCACGGACAUCCGCAGUUUCAGGACGGUUGGUACUGGAUUGACCCGAAUCUGGGUAUGGGCGACGAUGCGGUGUACGUGUUCUGCAACAUGACGUCCGCCGGUGAAACGUGCGUCUUCCCGGACAUUCACAGCUCGCAGAUGCCGACGAUACCGUGGCGCAAGGAGAACGACAAAACGGACUGGUACUCCAACUUGCGCGGCGGAUUUCGGAUUUCUUACGAAACCAUCGGCACAGUACAGAUGACGUUCCUGCGGCUACUGUCGCAGGAAGCGUACCAGAACUUUACGUACGCCUGCAUGAACAGCGUCGCGUGGUACAGCACGAAGGACGAAAGCUACGACAGUGCGCUCCGCUUUUUGGGCGACAACGAGAUCGACAUCGGGUACGAGCAGGCGAAGAUCAAGCCAACGGUCCUGGUGGAUGGCUGCAAAACCGGGCGCAGCAAGAGCGAAACCGUGUUCGAGGUGCGAACGGCUAAGCUGCAGUAUCUGCCGAUCAUCGAUUUCUAUCCGAUCGACUACGGAUUGCCGCAGCAAGCGUUCGGCUUCCAGGUCGGUCCGGUCUGUUUUAAGUAG
Molecule: messenger RNA, 5400 nt
Organism: Anopheles cruzii
Lineage: Eukaryota; Metazoa; Arthropoda; Insecta; Diptera; Culicidae
Product: collagen alpha-1(V) chain-like
Exons: 12
Coding region: 1-5400 (1799 amino acids)
Molecular function (GO): extracellular matrix structural constituent
Source: RefSeq, a predicted model, not a curated record